AUGGAUCAAAUUCUUAUUAAAGCAAGUAAUCAAGCUGUAUCAUUUGCCAUUAGAUCAGGAAUUUCACUUGCUUCAGGAUAUGCCAUAAAAACCAUAUCGACUUUUCUAGACAAGAUUCCUGAACUGGCUCAACAUAAGAUUCAAAAUAAACGGAAUAAAUUAAAGACCAAAAUUGAUAUAGUUACUGUAACAAUUGAUUUAAUUAAAUUAGCAGCUGCCAGAGGAAACACAGUUUUAGAAAGUAGUUUACAAUUAAUUAAUGAUUUACAAACACAAUUGAAUGAAUUUGAUAAUAAUAUUAAUGAAAUUAGUCUUAAUUUAAGUGGUGCUAAUGAAAAAGAAUCAAUCAAACAAGUUGAAAAUUAUAUGAAUUCUUUAUUAUAUGAUAUCAAUGAAGCAAUUCCAAUUCUUAAUUUAGUUUUAGCUACUCUGGGAGUGAAUUUUAAUGGGAAAGUUAAUGUACAUGGGAUAUCACCAGGAAGAUUACUUCAAGCAGCAAAUUAUAUAAAUAAUCCCACUAAUGACACAAUUGGACCUGAUUUUGAUUUAGUGGUUUAUUCAAUAUUUUAUAAUCCAAGUCGAUUAAAAUAUAUUGACGAUAAUGUUGAUGAAUUAGCUUGUAUUAAUUGGAAAGAAACAUUUGCCCGAAGUUCUGUUACUAUUAAUAAACAAGGUGAUUAUCAAUACCAAUUGAAAAUAAAUGAGGAUUUUAAUGAUGGGAGAUAUCAUGACGAUGAAGAAGAUAAACCAGGGGAAAUGAUAGUUGAUUUAAAAUCAAUUCAACUGAUGUUUUUCACGGCAUCUGGGAAGUUAUUGAGACUUGAAGAAAGAAGUUCUCCAGUAUUAAUUAUUAAAAUUUUGAAACAAAAUGGAUCUGAAGAAUGGGUAGCAUUGGGUGAACUUAAGGAAGGCGAAUUUGAUGAAGACAGUGAUGAAGAUCAAGAUGACAACAAACCUGUUGACAAAAUCAAUACAAACCGUAUUAAAAAUAGUAGUCUUUCAUUACUUGAAUAUCUCAUACGUUUAUGUCGUUUAGAAGAAAUAGAAUCCAAAUCAAUUUUAGAUAUUCCUGACGAAGUCUUGUCUUUAUACCUUCAUGAUCAAGUACAUGACCAAGGUUUACCUAAAACAUUAUCUCAAAAGAAAAAAGAUGAAUUGAAAAAGAUUAAUAAAGAAAACACUAUGACUAUGGAUUCCAAUAUCAAUCGAUUAAAAAAUCUCGAUAUAAAAGAACCAAAGAAAAAAUCAAAGUAA
This is a messenger RNA of Candida dubliniensis CD36, 1254 nucleotides long. RefSeq lists its product as uncharacterized. Gene Ontology annotation, molecular function: GTPase regulator activity. Lineage: Eukaryota; Fungi; Ascomycota; Pichiomycetes; Serinales; Debaryomycetaceae. Gene Ontology annotation, cellular component: cytoplasm; nucleus. The transcript has a single exon. Bases 1 to 1254 code for a protein of 417 amino acids. The record is from RefSeq and is a predicted model, not a curated record.